This is a messenger RNA of Diaporthe citri, 5178 nucleotides long. RefSeq lists its product as uncharacterized. The record is from RefSeq and is a predicted model, not a curated record. Gene Ontology annotation, cellular component: ER to Golgi transport vesicle membrane; endoplasmic reticulum exit site. The coding region runs from base 1 to 5178 and encodes 1725 amino acids. Gene Ontology annotation, biological process: Golgi organization; COPII vesicle coat assembly; autophagy. NCBI's taxonomy places the organism in Eukaryota, Fungi, Ascomycota, Sordariomycetes, Diaporthales, Diaporthaceae. The transcript has 7 exons.
AUGUUGUCUGACGCCCCGACGGCCGCAUGGCAUCCCGCCAUGAUGCCGAAUUUCUCUGCGGAUGUUGCGGCCGACGCCAGCAUAUCCGAGUCGGACAAACCUUACAACCCGCGACCCGAAGCUGCUCCCAGUGCGCAGUCCGAAGAACCCCCGGCUCCGGAGCCUGUCAUCGAUGCGCCCCGGACUCGUGAGAGCUCAGUGGCAGAUGAGUGGUUCCCAAACUACGAGGUCGGCAGCCCGCGGAAACAAGACCCGGAGCCCCAGGCAGAGAUGCCAGUGCGACUUGAAGAACCGGAGCUUGGGUCAGGGCUCGAAGCCGGAGACGCGCCGUUGCAGGAAGAGGAGCCUUGGGCGCAUAACGAAGAGACGCCAGCCGAUGUGGUUGAUACAAUAGAAACCGACGAGGUUGCCCAACCUCAAGCCGAAGCCAUUCAAGACCCUCAAGACGCGAAUUCGUCGGCACCGAAGCAUGUGAGCAGCGAUUCGUUCGCACGCACCGUCUCCCACCAACCGAAUUGGAUGGACGAUGAAGAACCCGAAUGGAGCUUGCCCAGGGCCGAGACCGACCUUUUCAACAGGUACAUGCCGCCGAACGAAAGGACCAACUCGUUUCCCGUGGUACCGCAGUCAGAACAUCACGAGAACGAGGUGGUUGAACCACUCCCCGCAAACCAAGCCGAAGAUGUGCUUCACGAAAUAGAGCACGAAUCCGAGUCCCUCACGCGCGAGGAUGAGGACGGCGCCAUGUCACAUUCGAACAAUGCGCUACAUCAGGACAACUUCUGGGGGGACGAUGACGCGGAAGCAGGGUUUAUUACCCAGGGAGGCGACAUGCAAGCGCCCGAGGACGAGGCUUCAGACGCCAGAUACGCCGAAGGAUUGCCGUUGAUUGAUCAUCAGGAUGCUGGAGAGCCAGCACAAACAGAGUCCAGUGAAAAACAAGAUCCUUUCUCCCUGGAUGGAGAGGAUGAUGACUUUUUCGACCAGGUGGCAGCGGGCGGAAAUGAUGCGGAAGCUGAAAACUUCUCGCCCGGUCAGCUAGAAAGAAAGCCGACGAUGCAAGUGCUCAACGGCCUCGACACGGGCGGCUCCAAAGGUCUAGGUGGCCUUGUCGAGGACACGCUAGAAGAGGAAAAGGAAGACGAAGACGAAAGGCGAGUUGAGCCUGUGGCCCAAGAAGAGCCUACAAAACCCACCGAGGACUCUGUCGCAGCAGAGGCGCCCAGGGCUGCUGGCCAAGAAGCCCAGGAACCCCGUGGUGAAGACAUCGCUGCAAAAUGGUCCGAGGCCUUUGCGAGCGAUGAUGACGACGGCUUCCUUCUCGAGGACGAGCCUGUCGCGGAUGGCUCGGACCAGAAAGCAGUGGAUCCAUCUGCCUUCUUCCUCGAUGAUGAUGAAGGAUUCCUUGAGGACGUUGAAGACACAACAGCUCCGCAGGCCCCUCAGCCCUCUUCAAAUAUCAGUCAACCGGCUCAAACACCAGCCUCGACUACUGGCAGCAGAUAUCUCCCUACGAGCACCACGCAACCCGGCGCGGCUCGCUCACCCAAUCCGUAUAUCCCGAGUGCUUCACCGGCAGUGCCACAACCGCAGAUUCUUAAUUCCGUUCCUCUGACCCCUCCUGUCGCCGCAAAUCCUUAUACUGUUCAGCCUCCACCACUCCAACACUCAACAACAGCGCCUCUUGGAGCACACCCUGCACGCCCGCCCGCGGUAAACAAGGCACAGAGUUUCGCAGACAAGGCCAAGGGUGGUUACCAUUCCCCUUAUGACCUUCCGAUGGAAGUCGUCAAACCGAAGAAGCGGGCCAGUCUACAGCAAAUGCCCCGGGCAUCACCAGCCCCAGUAUCCGGGCCCCCAGCGCCCCCGAGGACUUCAAGCAUGCAUAGCCAGGGACCACCUGUGUCACAUAUUUCGCCAGCGCCCGCUCACGGCUCUAUGGCCCCGGGCCCCGAUCAAAUGCAGAACCCUACACCGACUAUAUCGCCCCAGUCAUCUGUCCACCCUGGCCAGGCGCCUCCAGAUACCAAACGUCCGCAACAAUUGAAACCCAAAGCCAGCUUCUUCGAGGACCUCCCAUCGUCUCACAAGCUCGUCACGGUACUCCCCAGCACCACCUCAGGGCUCAAUACAAAGUGGUUCGGCACCUCCCCCGAUGAGUCGAUAUUCUCCCGCGCCUCCUGCUCAACGUUCCGCAGCGACACCACCUACUGUGUUGCCUCACCUGCCCAGGACGUCCACCGUAGCAAUUCCACCUCGUACGAGCCAAGGCUGAACAGGAUGACAUCUCUACCUCCUACGCGCGAAGUCGAAGAGGAAGACCCGUCCGCCCAACCAACAGUCGGCGCGCCUCCCGGCAUGGCCGCUGCUCAGAGCGCCGUGGCCCAGGACUUUCAGCAAGGCCAAUUUGCGCCGGAAAGCCCGCAGAGGCCCCCAGUCGCUCACGCGACCUACAACCCAGAUGUCAUGUCUGCCCCGAAGCGGAAGAUAUCAUACGGCCCGGCUCCGGUGACUGGGAUAGUACCUCCCCCAAGGUCCAGCACCGGAUCGCCUGGUGCCAUGUCAGGCCUUAGGUCUCCCAUUAAGGCUUCGGAAAUGGUGCCGCGGCCUUCUUCGGCAUACAGCCCAUCCCCAGUGUCGAUAGCCAAUGUCAUGUCGCCGAACGGCGUGGCAGCAGGUCCCACACCAGCAGUAUCGGGGCGACCCAGGGGCAUGUCGCAGAAGCUGAACCUCAUCCCACCUACAGAUGGUCUUGACGUCCCGAGGUACGGCAUGAACCAACCUGCUCCAAUGAUAGUCCGCAGCCCUGGCGAGGUUGUCAUUAAAACUAUCAAGGACGUCCAGCCGUUGGAGGAACGUCUUGCCAAAUUCCCUGGCCCCCUCAAGGGCAAGUCAAAGAAGAAAGAGACCAUUGCUUGGCUCACAGCCGGCAUUCAAGAGCUUGAGCAAGGUUUGCCAAACCCGGGCCUCCAGUCUCAUUUGUCCCACGAGGACAAGCGAGCUACUGAGCGUGUGCUAUUGUGGAAGGUCUUGAGAACUUUCAUCGAGAAUGAUGGCGUGCUCGAAGGUAAUCCAGCGGUGGAAAAAGCCGUGCGUGACAUCCUCGCCAACACGACAACUGGGCAAAGCGAACUCGCAUCUCCUAUCUACACAACUGGUGCCAACCUCGGAAGCUUGGCCAGCGAACCGCUCGCAACUCAAAUGCAGUCAGACUCCGUAGAUCCGGCGACCGUACAGCAGCUCAAAGAGUCUCUCAUGGCUGGCGAGAGGGAGAAAGCAGUUUGGGAUGCUGCUGACAAACGUCUCUGGGGCCAUGCUCUGCUCAUUGCCAACACCGUCUCACCAGAGCUCUAUCACAAAGUCUCGCAGGAAUUCAUCAAGAAGGAGGUGAAUUUCCCCGGGCGUAGUAACGAAUCGCUCGCGGCUCUCUAUGCCGUCUUGUCCGGCAAUCACGCGGAGUGUGUUGAUGAGCUCGUGCCUACGCAUGCUCGGGCAGGAGUUCAGCUUAUUGCAUCAACGUCGCGUUCGACUCGUGGUGGCGUAGACGGGCUCGAGAAGUGGCGCGAGACCCUGAACCUCGUUUUGAGCAACAGGAGUGCUGGCGAUGUCCAGGCCCUAAACUCACUUGGAAACUUGCUUUCAGAGUAUGGUAGAGCAGAAGCGGCCCACAUAUGCUUCCUCUUCUCUAGGACUGCGACCGUGUUCGGCGGGCUUGAUGACCCUCAGGCCCAAUUUGUGCUUGUCGGAGCGGACCACCGGAAACAGGCGCAGCAAUUCUUCAAGGAAACUGAGGCGCUUCUCCUCAGUGAGGUGUAUGAAUAUGGGCUAAGCCUUUCUGGAGCAUCGCACUUUGCGACGGGAGUUCCUCAUCUUGCUGUCUACAAAUUGCAGCACGCCAUAACUCUUGCCGAAUAUGGCUUCAGGGACAAGGCGAUGCAAUACUGCGACAUCAUCUCGAAGGACAUGAGUGCUCAGACCAGAAGGUCGCCAUAUCACCAUGUCUUGUUGGAGGCAACAGUCGAGGAUUUGCGACAGAGAAUUGCUCAAAGCCCUCACAAGGAAGCCUCGGGCUCUUGGAUCUCCAAACCGAGCAUGAACAAGGUGUCGGAUUCCAUGUGGAGUCGCUUCAACAAGUUCGUGGCUGGUGAUGAGAAUGAGACUCCUGGACAAGGAUCACCGAAGCUUGGCGACGACUCUGGCCCAUUCGGCCGCAUCGCCGGCGGCACGCCGACCAUAAGUCGCCCGGCGUCUGCAUCGAAUGCCACGGGCAUGGAGAUGUUUGGAUCACCGAAUGGACUCGUCGCCGUACGCGCCUGCACCGCCCGCAACAAGCAAUGCGUCACACUACGCCCCGGAUCUAGUGGCGGCUAUGAACCUCCUUCAUAUCAACCUCAGGGUUUCGAACCUCCACCGUACCUACCAAACCCAGAGCCGGACAAUGACAAUGCGGAGGGCACAGACGAAUCCAAGCCAAAGAAGAAGAGUUUCAUGGACGAUGAUGAUGACGACUUUCCCUCUAUGAGAUCGAUGACGCCAGGUGAGAAGAGCAAGGCGGAGAAGGAUAAAGAGAACGAGGAGAUGUUCCGCAAGGUCGCGGAAGAGGAAGCCAAACGAGCCGAAGCUGAGAAAGCGGCCAAAUCCAAGAAGGGAUGGGGUUUGACCUCCUGGUUCGGCGGCGGCGGCGGUUCAAAGAAGGACUCGUUGGAGAAUUCGCCCAACAAACCGAUCCGCGCCAAGCUUGGGGAAAAGUCUAGCUUUGUCUACGAUCCUGAACAGAAGCGCUGGGUCAACAAGGCUGCCGGGGCGGAGGAGAGUGCUCCCAAGUCUGCAACGCCUCCGCCUCCUCGCGCAACUCCUCGACCGGCGGGUGCUGGGACACCCCCACCACCGGGGCCCUCAAGCUCUGCGCCGCCGUUGAGGCCCACGCCGCCGGUAAGCGCUGCCUCAUCGCCCAACCUGUCUGGUCCAUCGGCCGUGCCGCCGUCCAUGAUCCGCUCCGCCUCGAACGCUAGCAGCGUGGCGGGUGGUCCGCCCUCCGCGCCGCCCAGCAGGCCCGCGACGAGCAUGAGCAACGCCAGCAGUAUCGAUGACCUUCUCGGGGCAGCAAUGCCACGCAAGGGCGCCAGCGGCAAGGGCAAGAAGAAGGGCGGGAGGUAUGUCGAUGUGAUGGCUAAGUAG